Messenger RNA from Syngnathus acus (greater pipefish), 3900 nucleotides. RefSeq names its product zinc finger, CCHC domain containing 24 (gene zcchc24). The record is from RefSeq and is a predicted model, not a curated record. The coding region runs from base 273 to 995 and encodes 240 amino acids. The transcript has 4 exons. Gene Ontology annotation, molecular function: zinc ion binding; nucleic acid binding. Lineage: Eukaryota; Metazoa; Chordata; Actinopteri; Syngnathiformes; Syngnathidae.
CUCUCUCAGCCCCGCUGCAAUAAAGGCAGAUAGCGGACCAUGGGGAGCAAGGGGGGGGAAACUUUUUUAUACUGACAUGUCAGCGCUAUGACUUUUGACUAAGACUUGACUGGGGCCAGGCUCCGGGCGUGAGGAGCGUGCAAGUUGUUGUUUUUUUCGGGAUCAAAAAAGGAGAACGCGACUUCUCGCCCCCGAGGAAAAAAGCCACCAAGAAACGAGUUCCAUUGAAAGUUUCAGCGGUGGCAAGUCGAGUUCAGCCCUUUGGAUUGAAGAUGAGCUUAUUGUCUGCCAUAGACACGAGUGCCUCCGUGUACCAGCCUGCGCAACUCCUCAACUGGGUCUAUCUCUCCUUGCAAGACCCCCACCACCAGACCAGCGCCUUUGACGCAUUCAGACCCGAGCCCAACUCUUCCCACCCGGACCUCAACUUCAGCAAGAGUCCCGCUUCGGCCGACUUGAGCUCUUCUCUGAACUCCAACUAUCUCAACAACUUCUUUCAGCUACAACGCAAUGAGGCCUUAAACAACAACGUGUAUAAGAAUGUAUCGCCCUACGGCUCCCUGAACAACAUCGUGGACGGACUCAACUCGCUGACGGACCACUUCUCAGACCUUUCCCUUUCAUCGGAGCCGAGAAAGCCCAACAAGAGACCGCCGCCGAAUUAUUUGUGCCACCUGUGCUUCAACAAGGGUCAUUACAUCAAAGACUGCCCUCAGGCCCGACCCAAAGGAGAAGGCCUGACCCCCUACCAGGGCAAGAAAAGAUGCUUUGGCGAGUACAAGUGUCCAAAGUGUAAGAGGAAGUGGAUGAGCGGUAACUCGUGGGCCAACAUGGGGCAAGAAUGUAUCAAGUGCCACAUCAACGUCUAUCCACACAAGCAGCGUCCGUUGGAGAAGCCGGACGGCUUGGACGUGUCCGACCAGAGCAAAGAGCACCCGCAGCACCUGUGUGAGAAAUGUAAAGUCCUGGGUUACUACUGCCGCCGCGUGCAAUAAACGUCUCCCGUCGCUGUGGCGUGACGAGCCAAGAACGCUUUCGCGGUCAUCCUCCACUCCAUCAUCGACCCUCAAAUCUAGCAAUGGUGUUAAGAGAUGACAAAAAACAGAGGAAUGCAUUUGUGUAAAUCAGCUUCUUGCGUGGGAAAGCCUUUUCAAUUAUUUUCUCAUUAGGCUCAUUGAUUACCUCAUUUUGGGGUUUGUCACCUUUGUGUUUACAGAAAUCCGCCUUCCAUUUCCCUGCCAAGUGAAGUGUGUCCAUGCGUGCGUUGUGUACAUCCACACGCAAACACGACAUUGCCACAUUUAGGGUCAACAGCACAUCUUUAUUUACUGUGAAUUAACUGAGGGAUAAUGUGCCAUACAUCCCAAGCUUACAUGUGGCCUAUUUAUUUUCUUAUUGUCUAGUGUGCAAUUUGACUGGGACAGGAAAACAUAUAUAUGAUUUUUUGUUGUUUGUUUGUUUGUUUGUAUUCCGCAUUGUGCGACUGCUUCCACAUCUUUAGAAACUACUGCGGGAUUAGUAUAGCGCCGUUACGUUAUGUGACCAUCCGUGCAGUUCUUUGGGUAAAAUGUUUUUAAAGCAAGACUUACUCGUCAUGCAUAGGCUGAAUAUAUUUCUUGUCGUUUUAGCGCCAGUUGCAUGCUUGUCGGAGGCGGUGGAACUAAAUGGAAAGUACUGAAUGUUCUGAUUGCGGUUUGAUAAGUGCAGAGAAGGUCAAUGAAGGUUAGCAGGAAAGCAGCCAUUUAAAGGCUGGGCAAGGACAAAAUAAAACAAAUGAAUACGAGGAAAAACGGCUUGAGAUACGAAAGAAUGCUUGGGCCACCGUGAAAAAAAAAAAGAAUUACAGUUAGGAGGAAAAACAUUAUAUUUUGAGACCUAAGUCUUUAGAAAAUCUUCAGAAAAAAAAUGCAUUUAUGAAAUGAUGCAAAGAUGUAUUUUCAGGGUGUGAGCCUAGCUAGCUCGCUAGCUAACUAACUACAUGCUAACUGCUAACGGCACUCAGACUCAGAAUUGUGUCAAUUGCUUUAGCCACAUCAGUUAAAGAAAAUGGAAAACUGAAAUGGUGCAAAACUCUUUCAUGCUAUAGUAUAUUUUUACAACUAAACACUACACAUCUCCGUCUUUGCUCAUUUCUAGCAAUGAUCUUCAUUUCAAAACACACUUUACAGGGUCUUAAAGACAGAUUGAUGAAUUAAUCUCCAUGAUAAACAUGAACAGUACACUAUGUCCUUAAAAGUCUUUUGAGCAACAAAAGAACACUAAACAUCGUUUACUUGAUGUCAACAUUCUCAGUUGUAGUCACCCACAAUGUCGGACAUCUUUUUCAUGACAAUGAUGUGCCUGCCCAGUCAGGUAUUACUAGGUUUCCCCAAAAUGCAAAGUUUCAUCACCACUCAUCAGCACAGACGAAACCUGCUUGAAAUGUGUUUCUUCUCAUGUCCAUCAUUGGGAACAAUACUUUUUUGUUGUUGUUUUGGGGAGAGCAAACUUAAAAGCAGCCCUGUGAGAACCUUCCAUCUGGGCUGACAAGCAUUAAAACCUCUAGUAUAAAAAAAAUAACCGACAAAUGCUGAUUUUAUACGACAAUAAACCCUUGUUUGCAGCAUAUUUUCGUCUAUACCUGUAUAUAUAAAUAUAUAUAUUGAGGAAAAUGGUUCCACAUCCCUGUACUGGGAACUCACCAGAAGGCCUUUCGAACACACCGUAGUGCGGCAGCCAGGGAUGCCUUUUUUUGACAUAACCGCAGUGUAGCGAUUAACAUAGUUGGCCCGGUGACGAUGUAAACGGCACAUCAGGAGCAAACGGAAGCAGAACAAACAAAUAAAUCUCUUCUUUUGUCUUGAAUUGACAUUUAUACUUGACUUUUCGAUUAGCUUUUCACUAUAAAGCCUAUAAAAAAAAAAGCGUAUAUAGAUGUGUAUUUUGCAAAACGUAGAACAUUUUAUAGCAACUUAACUCGAGUUAUGACAAAUACUUUAUGAACGAAUAUUUAUGUAUAUAUGGCCGUCAUUUCGAAAGUGUUAUGGAAUAUUAAGCCUUUUGUGUGUGUGUGUGUUUGUGUAUGUGAAGAAGGGCCUUUGCCGCCAAGUAAACGUAGCUGGGAGUUUUCUUUCUUCUUCUUGGAAGUUUUACAAUAAUCUGCAGAAGUAUUUAUGGAUUUUUUUUUUUUUUUUACAACUCUUUGUAUAGAAUAUGCAAACAAAUUUACACUACGGAGAAAAUAUUGAUGUCUACUUAGAUAAUUAAAGAAAAGAAAAAGCUGGUACAUAAUUAAUCUUUCUCAAUUAUAUUUUUUGUGAAUAACUGACAUUAGCGUGACAUUAUGAGCUGAAAAUGUAUCAUUGUUUUGUGGCUAAAAAAAUAUAUAUAUUGUGUUAACAUGCAGAAUGUUUCGUCGCCACUGUAUGAGCACGUUAAAACUGUGAGACGCGGCUUGUCUCGAGCUGACCUAUUAUGGGAUGUUCCAGUGUUAUCGCUAGCUGUUAGCUCACGACAAAGAACUAGUUGAGUUUGCAUGUGCAUGUCUCCAAUGAAGUAUUACGUUUGUGCAAUCUUACCUAUGUUACUAUUUAUUUUUGUUUGGUAGUUGCAGUAUUACAUUUACAGCUUUUUAAAAUACUAUUCACAGAAUGUAUGUAGUGUGUCAACAACGAAAUGUGUGUAUUCUGUUACACAACAUUGCAACAUGUUUAAAAACAACAACAAAAGUGACUCUUGGGAAGUUGGGAGGUUUUCUGAGAAAAAGGACUUUCAUGGUUCCGAGAGUUGACCGACCGCGCGUCUGUUUUUCAUGUCCAUGAAACGGCAUUCCAAAAUGUGCCUUAAUUGUUUGCUAGGAAAUAAUCUUUUAGUGCUCUAGUGAUGUCUACUUUGAUGAAUAAAAGUCUGACGGAAAGUCUG